This is a messenger RNA of Juglans regia (Persian walnut), 3192 nucleotides long. RefSeq names its product DNA replication licensing factor MCM2. Gene Ontology annotation, molecular function: single-stranded DNA helicase activity; 3'-5' DNA helicase activity; single-stranded DNA binding. Bases 66 to 2915 code for a protein of 949 amino acids. Gene Ontology annotation, cellular component: nucleus; MCM complex. Gene Ontology annotation, biological process: DNA replication; double-strand break repair via break-induced replication; mitotic DNA replication initiation. NCBI's taxonomy places the organism in Eukaryota, Viridiplantae, Streptophyta, Magnoliopsida, Fagales, Juglandaceae. The transcript has 17 exons. The record is from RefSeq and is a predicted model, not a curated record.
GGUUAUCAAAGCGCAGAAGAAACGGCCGCUCCCAAACGAAAAAAGCUCGUACGCACGGAUAGAAAAUGGCCGGAGAUGGAGAAGGGCCUUCUCCUUCGACCCCGAACUCGCCGUCCUCCACCGGUUUCAACAGUGAUCAGCUUCCUCACACUGACCGCAGCUUAGAGAACUUCACCGACGAUGAUUACGACGAUGAGGAGGCCGCCGUCGAUCCUGUAAUUAUCCGUGACGAGCCCGAAGAGGUUGAGGAAGAGGAAGAUGGAGAGGAUCUUUUCAAUGAUACGUUCAUGGAUGAUUAUCGGAGGAUGAAUGAGCAUGACCAGUACGAGUCGGUGGGGCUGGAUGACUCUCUAGAGGACGAGCGAGAUUUGGACCAGAUCAUGCGGGACCGCAGGGCUGCAGAGUUGCAGCUCGACGCCCGCGAUGGCCGCAACGUCAACCGCAAGCUUCCUGAGCUUCUCCAUGACCAAGACACAGAUGAUGAUAACUAUAGGCCGUCAAAGAGGUCUAGAGCUGAUUUCAGGCCUCCUGCACCAAGAAGCUUUGACGACGCUGAUGGAAUGCAAAGUUCACCUGGAAGAUCACAGCGAGGACAAUCAAGAGAGGAUGUGCCCAUGACUGAUCAGACUGAUGAUGAUCCAUAUGAGGAUGAAGAGGAUGAUGAAGGUGAAUUUGAGAUGUAUCGAGUUCAAGGAACUCUGAGAGAGUGGGUUACUAGGGAUGAAGUGCGUCGCUUUAUAGCAAAGAAGUUUAAGGAUUUUCUACUUACAUAUGUGAAUCCAAAGAAUGAUCAUGGCAACUUUGAAUAUGUACGGAUAAUCAAUGAGAUGGUAUCAGCUAAUAAGUGUAGCUUGGAGAUUGAUUACAAACAAUUUAUCUACAUCCAUCCCAAUAUUGCCAUCUGGUUGGCUGAUGCCCCACAAUCUGUCCUUGAAGUAAUGGAAGAUGUUGCCAAGAGUGUUGUCUUUGAUUUACAUCCAAACUACAAAAAUAUCCAUCAAAAGAUCUAUGUUCGCAUUACCAACUUACCUGUUUAUGAUCAGAUUCGGAAUAUUAGGCAAAUCCAUUUGAAUACCAUGAUUCGUAUUGGUGGAGUUGUGACCCGUCGCUCUGGGGUCUUCCCCCAGUUGCAACAGGUAAAGUAUGAUUGCAACAAAUGUGGGGCAAUUUUGGGACCAUUUUUUCAGAAUUCAUAUUCAGAAGUGAAGGUUGGUUCGUGCCCAGAAUGCCAAUCGAGUGGACCAUUCACCGUCAAUAUUGAACAGACAAUUUACAGGAACUACCAAAAGCUUACACUCCAGGAAAGCCCUGGAAUUGUGCCUGCGGGUCGGCUUCCUAGAUACAAGGAAGUGAUACUGUUGAAUGAUCUGAUUGAUUGUGCCCGUCCUGGGGAAGAGAUUGAGGUCACGGGUAUUUAUACAAAUAAUUUCGACUUAUCUUUGAAUACAAAGAAUGGUUUUCCUGUAUUUGCCACUGUUGUUGAAGCAAACUAUGUCACAAAGAAGCAAGACCUGUUUUCUGCAUACAAACUUACCCAGGAAGAUAAAGAAGAGAUAGACAAGUUGUCUAAAGACCCCAGAAUAGGAGAAAGGAUUAUCAAGUCCAUUGCCCCAUCAAUCUAUGGCCAUGAAGGUAUAAAAACUGCAAUAGCUCUUGCUAUGUUUGGAGGCCAAGAGAAAAAUGUUGAGGGGAAACACAGAUUACGAGGGGACAUAAAUGUACUUCUCCUAGGUGAUCCAGGGACGGCCAAGUCACAAUUUCUCAAGUACAUUGAAAAGACUGGGCAGAGGGCUGUGUAUACUACUGGAAAAGGAGCUUCUGCUGUGGGGCUCACGGCAGCAGUGCACAAGGACCCAGUCACAAGGGAGUGGACUCUUGAAGGAGGGGCCCUUGUUCUUGCUGAUAAAGGAAUUUGCCUUAUUGAUGAGUUUGACAAGAUGAACGAUCAAGACAGGGUGAGUAUUCAUGAGGCAAUGGAGCAGCAGAGUAUUAGCAUAUCAAAGGCUGGGAUUGUCACUUCUCUCCAGGCACGAUGCUCUGUGAUUGCUGCAGCUAAUCCUAUUGGAGGAAGAUAUGAUUCCUCGAAAACAUUUUCACAUAAUGUCGAGUUAACAGAUCCCAUUGUUUCUCGUUUUGACAUCCUCUGCGUUGUGAAGGAUGUAGUCGACUCUGUCACGGAUGAGAUGCUUGCAAAGUUUGUGGUUGACAGCCAUUUUAAGUCGCAACCCAAGGGUGGUAACAUUGAUGAUAAGUCUGUAAGCGAGUCCAAUGAAGAUAAUCAAUCAGCUUCCAGGCCGGUUGAUCCUGAGAUCUGUCUUCUUUUCCAGAUACUUCCUCAAGAUCUGCUAAAGAAGUACAUAACUUAUGCCAAGUUGAAUGUAUUUCCAAGGUUGCAUGAUGCUGAUAUGGAUAAGCUCACACAUGUUUAUGCCGAACUGCGAAGAGAAUCUUCGCAUGGACAAGGGGUGCCUAUUGCAGUGAGGCACAUAGAGUCAAUGAUACGGAUGUCAGAAGCACAUGCUAGAAUGCACCUCAGACAGCAUGUCACACAAGAAGAUGUAGAUAUGGCCAUUUGUGUCCUGCUUGAUUCAUUUAUUUCAACCCAAAAGUUCGGGGUACAGAAAGCUUUGCAAAAGAGCUUUAGAAAGUACAUGACUUUCAAGAAGGAUUAUAACGAACUGCUUCUAUAUCUUCUUCGUGAGCUUGUCAAGAAUGCACUGCAUUUUGAAGAAAUUGUUACUGGUUCUACUUUAGGGCUUACCCACAUUGAUGUGAAAGUAGAGGAAUUGCAGAACAAGGCACAAGAACAUGAUAUAUACGAUCUAAAACCCUUCUUUACGAGCCUCCACUUUUCUAGAGCCAAUUUUUCGUUGGAUGAAGACCGGGGAGUGAUCAGGCAUCGCCUUGCAAGAUGAUGACAAAAAUAUUGCGCAUCAUUUUUUCCUAGGAAAAUUAAUCGGUCAGUACCCUCGGGGUAAAGCUGUUCCAACAACGGUUUCUCGAGAACAGCUGUGGAUAUUUAUUACGGAAAAUGUUUUCAUUGGAAUUAGUUACUAUUUUCAUACGUACGUGUAUGUUCUAUGUGAGUUGUUAAAAGGAUUGAUGGGAAUUUUUAAGUGUUGUGGGCAAGGAAUGCCUUCGUUUGUUUAGAUUUUGAAGGUAAUAGACUUGAAUUCGAAUAGCAUAGCUAAA